Phytophthora sojae is the source of this 474-nucleotide messenger RNA. RefSeq lists its product as hypothetical. The coding region runs from base 1 to 474 and encodes 157 amino acids. The transcript has a single exon. NCBI's taxonomy places the organism in Eukaryota, Oomycota, Peronosporomycetes, Peronosporales, Peronosporaceae. The record is from RefSeq and is a predicted model, not a curated record.
AUGGGUAAAACAGCUUUAGCGAAAAACUAUAUUUUCAAGUGCCGUGAGACCUGGCCUCCUGGAAAACGAGAAGUAUUCGGGCUUCACCGCGACUUGUGUCAGUGUCGGACAAUAUUUCUUCGGCUUGCGUCUGCUGGAGAUGCUAUAACUAUAGAAACGGCAAACCAGGCGCUUGCACAAGCCGUGGGGGAGCAGCUUCAGCCUGGAACAGAUCGCAUACAGCAGCAAUUGGGACCAUUCUCGGUGUCAGGAUAUGUCAAGCGUCUAGUCAAGGAAGUGAGCCCUCUUUUUAUUGUGAUUGAUGAUCUCGAAAGGCUCUUCCAGUCGCACGGCCGCUUUAUCCAGUUUUGCAGAAAUGUUUUAUGGUCAUGGAUGCAAACUCGACAAAUCCACCUGCUUGUCCUGAGCUCAGUGCCAUUGUUUGAGGGCAAGAAGUAUGAUAUUCGUGUGCCUGGCAGCGUUUGCCAUCGUUGA